AUGGAGGACUCUUGGAUACUCGAUGAAGUGUACGAUCCGACAAGGCGAGCGGUUCUAAAAAUAAUAUCCCCCUAUUUGAUAGUCGUGGGUCGGGGCGAGCCAGUUGUCAUGUAUCCUCUUCAGUAUGAAGAAUCAAUUAAGCAUCAGGAGUUCAGGAAUGAAACACCCACUAAAGAUGAUGUCAAGGACCGCGAAGGCUCACCGUCUAGUAAGGCUAACGAAACUCGUCCUUCAAUGAAAAUGAAAGUAAGGCAAGAGGUCAAGGACGUUCAAGGCCUCCCUACGCAUAAGACUGACGAACCCCGUCCUUCUUUAAACAUGAAAGAACCUGAAGGUGAACUACUCUCCGAAGAUGAUGUCAAGGUCGUUCAAGGUUCUUCAUCCGAUAACACUAGCGCACCAAACCCUACUAUUAAGGGAGUUGAAGAUGGCAAGGACGUUCAAGGUUCUCCACCUGAUCAGAAUAAAGAACCUGAUCCUUUAAUAAAUAUGAACGAACGUAAAAAUCAACAACCCACCGAAGAUGACGCCAAGGACGCUCAAGGCUCUCAAUCUGCUAAGACUGACGAUCCUCGCCCUUCAGUGAAUAUGACAGAACGGGAAGAUGAACAACCCACAAAAAACGUCAUGGCUUCUAGUAAGACUAACGAACCUAAUCCAUUAAUAAAUAUGAAGGAAAGUAAUGACAAGGACGUUCAAGGUUCACCAUCUGAUCAGAACAACGAACCUGGUCCUUCAAUAAACAUAAACGAGCGUGAAAAUGAAAAAGCCACCGAUGAUGAUACCAAAAACGUUGAAGACUUCCAAGCUCCUAAUACAGACGAGCCUCUUUCUUCUAUGAACAUGAAAGAAGGGGAAGAUGAACAACCCACCGAAGAUGACGACAAGGAGAGUCCGGACUCACUAUCUAACGAAUCUGUAAUAAGUAUGAAAGAAAGUGAACAGGUCAAGGCCCUUCAAAGUUCUCCAUCUGGCAACGUCAACGAACCUAACCCUUCAAUAAAUAUAAAGGAAAGUGAAGAUGACAAGGAAGGUCAAGGUUCACCAUCUGAUCAGAACAACGAACCUGAGCCUUCAUUAAAUAUGAAGGAAAGUGAAAAUGACAAGGACGUUCAAGGUCCACCAUCUGAACAGAACAACGAACCUGAGCCCUCAAGAAAUAUGAAGGAAAGUGAAAAUGACAAGGACCCUCAAGGUUCACCAUCUGAUCAGAACAACGAACCUAUCCCUUCAAUAAACAUGAAGGAACGUAAAGAUAAAGAACCCACCGAAGAUAAUGCCAAGGAUGCUCAAGAAUCUCAAUCAGCUAAUACUGAUGGAGCUCUUCCUUCAAUAAAUAUGAAAGAACAGGAAGAUGAACAUCCCACCGUAGAAAACGUAGUCAGUCAUGGCUUACUAUCGAGUACAACUAACGAAACAAUAAAUAUAAAUGAACAAGAAAAUGCCGAUGAAACUCAAAGUAUCCAAUCUGGUGAAUCUAAGGACUCUCCUGAAAUCUUAAAUUUGAAAAAAUAUGACGAAGUCAAGGACCUUCAAAAUAUAAAUAUAAAAGAUCACAAACUUGAAAAUCCAAGCGAAUAUGUUAUCAAGAAUUGUGAAGAUUCUCCAUCUCGUAAUGAAAGUGGCGAUCCUUCUAGAAGUGAGUAA
This is a messenger RNA of Drosophila kikkawai, 1647 nucleotides long. NCBI's taxonomy places the organism in Eukaryota, Metazoa, Arthropoda, Insecta, Diptera, Drosophilidae. The record is from RefSeq and is a predicted model, not a curated record.